Prunus armeniaca (apricot) is the source of this 363-nucleotide messenger RNA. NCBI's taxonomy places the organism in Eukaryota, Viridiplantae, Streptophyta, Magnoliopsida, Rosales, Rosaceae. The record is from the annotation of a GenBank genome assembly.
AUGGGCCCUCCACUUUCAAUCCUCAACGAGUUCAUCUAUAUGAAUAUUAUGAAACCUAUUGUCAAAGUGGAGUCAGCUGGACCUCAUGAGGGUUACUUUGCCGAUAAGGUAAUCUCAAAAGAGAUUCUUCAUUAUUACUUAAAGGCUAAUGUACCUGAGAACAUAAGCAAGAAGAUGAUGGCAACUUGGGAAGAAAGGAUCUCGGGAAUACUGACCUCUUACGAGAACUAUACUCGUUAUGUAUGCGGUGAUUUUCAAUCCCCUAACCCUAGGGAUUGUUUUCGAGCUCAUGAGGAAAAGUGGGAUAAAUUCAAGUCAAAGCUAAUAAGCGGGGAGGGAAAUUACUACUGCGUACACUAUUAA